This is a messenger RNA of Camellia sinensis, 2424 nucleotides long. NCBI's taxonomy places the organism in Eukaryota, Viridiplantae, Streptophyta, Magnoliopsida, Ericales, Theaceae. The record is from RefSeq and is a predicted model, not a curated record.
AUGGAGGCAGUCCCUUCAACCUACCACCAGCUCAUCCGUUUCCCAACGAAACACGGAGUAGAGCAAAUCUCAAGGGAUCAAGUUGCGUCCAAACAUUACUUCAUGGCAGCAUUAAAGGCAAAGCAGCUCUGCAAUCGGGUACAGAUGGUAGAAGUGGCCGAACAGCCAGUCUUGAAAGAUGUAGGGGGAAUCCCAGAGGAAAAGAUGGUAGAGGAUUUGGAUAAAGUCUUGGUAAAAGAGGAUGACCCAGAAAAGUACUUCCUUAUCGGGUUGGACCCAGAAUUUGCUUGCCACAAGCUCAACAUCAACCCUUCAGCUCGACCCAUUGUGCAAAAAAGUCAGAGAUCCUCAGUCGAGCACACCGAAGCAGUAAUUGCCGACGGCGAAAAACUCCUAGCUUCAGGAGCAAUCAGGGAAGUUCAAGGAAUUGAGGCGAAUCCGGACCAAAUAAAAGCAAUACAAGAUCUUGAAAUACUAACAAAGGCUAAGGAGCUGCAGAAACUGGCUAGAAUGGCAGCCGCACUGAAUCGGUUCAUCAGCAAGUUUUCAGACCGGAUGAAGCCCUUCUUCCAGCUUUUGAAGAAAAGGGCAGCAUUUGAAUGGAGUUCUGAGUGCACCAAAGCACUACAAAUUCUCAAAAAAUACCUCAGUACACCUCCCCUUCUGUCUACUCCAGAGCUAGGAGAGGAGCUGUACCUUUAUCUAGCAGUCUCAGAUCAUACCGUAAGCACAGUAUUAAUUCGAAAGGUUAACAAGGAACAGAGGCCUGUAUACUACGUUUGCAAGACUUUACUAGAUGCCGAGACACGGACAGUAAUUAAGGCCCAGGUCUUAGCAGAUUUCAUCUCAAAAUUUGCUCCCACCCAGAGUACCGAACCAGGGAACCCAAGUUCGGCACAGGUGCCAUGCAUCAACGAACAAGGAAAGCCCUGCACUUCGGAAGCCUGGAAACUCUUCAUCGAAAACAUCUGGCAGCUCUAUGUUGACGGGUCAUCCAAUAAUCGAGGUUCAGAGGCAGGAGUAGUACUUAUCUCAACAGAAGUAUUUAUCUGGGAACAGGCUCUCAGGCUCGGUUGGAAGGCUUCGAACAACGAGACAGAGUACGAAUCGUUGUUGGCUGGCUUACGUAGUGCCGAACACUUCAGUGCAGCACAGCUUCUUGUUUUUAGCAAUUCACAACUAGUGGUAAACCAGCUUUUCGGGGUCUACGAAACACGGGAUGAAAGAAUGGCCAUGUACGCAGGCAAGGCCAAAGACUUACUCAAAAAGUUUCAAUCCAUACGAGUGGAACGAAUUAGUCAGGACAAAAACGGCCAUGCUGAUUCUUUGGCUUGUCUCGGCUCAUCAGUGGAUACCAAAGAUGCCAGAAAAGUUUGGGUUGAGUUCGUGCCACAGCCAAGUAUUGCAUCUCCAGUCCUCUGCAGCAGCGUAAAGCCGAGCUGGAUGGAUCCAAUACUUGCUUUUCUAAAAUCUGGUGCUUUCCCCGAAGAAAAAAAGGAAGCCAACAAAGUCAGACACAAGUCAGCUCGGUUUUGGAUCUCACCAUCCAGGAAGCUGUACAGACGCUCCUAUAUUGGCCCUUAUCUUCUAUGUGUGCAUCCAAAUCUGGUCGAGAAUGUUCUCUACGAAAUUCACGAUGGGAUUUGUGGAUGCCAUGUUGGAGGAAGGUCGUUGGCGCACCGAGCCCUCACUCACGGGUAUUGGUGGCCACAGAUUCAACAAGAUGCUCAGCAGUACGUACAGAAGUGUGAUAAAUGUCAAAGACCAUUAGCGCGAGGCACUAGGAACAAGCGAUUCUUCAUUGCAGCAACCGACUAUUUUACUAAAUGGGUUGAAGUCGAGGCAUUGGUAAAUAUCAAAGAGGCAGAUACGAAGCAGUUUGUUAUGACAAAUGUGGUGGUGCGUUUCGGCAUCCCGCGAGUACUGAUUGCGGACAAUGGAACGCAGUUUGAUGGAAAAUGGGUUGAAGAGUUACCCCACAUGCUAUGGGCAUACGGAAUGGAAACACCUUACUCACUAACUUACGGAAUGGAGGCCGUCAUCUCACUCGAAGUAGGCCUCCCAACCCUUCGGUUUGAAUUGUUUGAGAGCACCAGUAACGAGGAAGCUAUUGCACAAGCACUAGAUAUGGCAGAGGGCCGAAGAGAAGCAGCACUGAUCAAACUUGUAGCGUAUCAGCAGCAGCUCAUCAAAAGUUUCAACCAAAAAGUUUUCCCAAGGCAAUUUACACCAGGAGAACUGGUCUUGAGGAAAGUUAUGGAUCAUAAAAAGGUACCAGGCGAGGGCAAACCUGGGCCUAACUGGGAAGGUCCCUACAAAAUCACAGUUGUCGUUGGAAAUGGAGCCUACUACCUAGAGGAUCUUAAUGGAAGCGCUAUACCUCGGCCCUGGAACGUAGCAAAUCUCAAGAAAUGCUAUCAAUAG